Messenger RNA from Phytophthora sojae, 384 nucleotides. RefSeq lists its product as hypothetical. NCBI's taxonomy places the organism in Eukaryota, Oomycota, Peronosporomycetes, Peronosporales, Peronosporaceae. The transcript is spliced from 2 exons. The record is from RefSeq and is a predicted model, not a curated record. Bases 1 to 384 code for a protein of 127 amino acids.
AUGAUCGACCCGACAGAUAUCGCGACGCUCUUGUCCGAGUACCUCCAGACGGUCUGUGGACCUACGCAAUUCAUGGGCGAGAUCGACGACGGCAACGAGGACGCCACGCUCGGGUUGAACACGCUCCAACGAGCCUUCAGAGGCAGCUCCAGCUCCUGGGCGAAAAAGGGCGACGGCGCUGUGAUCAUCAACUUCUCUAGCUCCGAUACGGAAGACGUGACGGUCAACAUCAUGUCGGGCGGCGACAAGAUCGACGAAGUGGAACGCGACGUGGAGACGUUGUACCUGGAUCGCUGGCGGCCAGGAUUUCUCGGACUUCCCGGCACAGGAGGCGGGUCGUUGGUGCUGUGGGUACCGAGGGCGUCGGAGGGGGGGGGCACCUAG